This is a messenger RNA of Beta vulgaris subsp. vulgaris (sugar beet), 2158 nucleotides long. Its product is annotated as putative clathrin assembly protein At2g01600. Gene Ontology annotation, biological process: clathrin coat assembly; clathrin-dependent endocytosis; vesicle budding from membrane. The transcript is spliced from 15 exons. Gene Ontology annotation, molecular function: 1-phosphatidylinositol binding; phosphatidylinositol-4,5-bisphosphate binding; SNARE binding. The record is from RefSeq and is a predicted model, not a curated record. Gene Ontology annotation, cellular component: clathrin-coated pit; clathrin-coated vesicle. Bases 211 to 1914 code for a protein of 567 amino acids. Lineage: Eukaryota; Viridiplantae; Streptophyta; Magnoliopsida; Caryophyllales; Amaranthaceae.
CAUAUUUAGCUUUCCCACCCCCACCCACCCCCCCUUUUUAACCAGAAUUCCUCUCUCUCUCUAUCUCUCUUUCAUCAGUCAUCACCAUCAUCAUAUUAUUCAUACCGUCCUUUUGUUUCGGUUACAGAUUUCAGUUAGGAGAGAGAAUAUAGCAGAGUGCGCACUCAUCUCAGCGGAAGAUUCAAAAGAGAGAAAAAUUAAGAGUGACAAAUGGCAACUUUAACAUGGCGGAAAGCUUACGGUGCCAUUAAAGACCACACCAAAGUUGGUCUCGCACAAAUCAACAGUGAUUACAAGGAUUUGGAUGUUGCGAUUGUAAAGGCGACGAAUCAUGUAGAGUGUCCACCAAAAGAGAGGCAUCUAAGAAAGAUUUUACUCGCUACAUCUGCGGUUCGGCCUCGUGCUGAUGUUGCUUAUUGCCUUCAUGCCCUUGCUCGCCGAUUAGAGAAAACCCGUAAUUGGACGGUGGCACUGAAGACAUUAAUAGUUGUCCAUAGAUUAUUGAGGGAGGGUGAUCCAACUUUCAGGGAAGAACUUCUUAAUUUCUCACAACGUGGGCGUGUACUGCAGCUCUCCAAUUUCAAGGAUGAUUCGAGCCCGAUUGCUUGGGACUGCUCUGCUUGGGUUCGUACUUAUGCACUGUUCUUGGAGGAAAGACUUCAGUGUUACAGAGUUUUAAAAUAUGAUAUUGAAGCUGAGCGUUUACCAAAACCUGCCCAGGGGCAGGAGAAGGGUUACAGUAGAACCAGGGAUUUGGACUCAGAGGAACUUUUGGAGCAGCUGCCAGCCUUACAACAGUUUCUAUAUCGUCUAAUCGGAUGUCGGCCAGAAGGCGCAGCACUUGGAAAUUAUGUGAUACAGUAUGCACUUGCUUUGGUUCUUAAGGAGAGUUUUAAAAUUUAUUGUGCCAUUAAUGAUGGAAUUAUUAAUCUAGUCGAUAAGUUUUUUGAAAUGCCAAGACAUGAAGCCGUUAUAGCCCUUGAAAUAUAUAGAAGAGCUGGCCAGCAGGCUGCAAGUCUCUCUGAAUUUUAUGAAGUUUGUAAAGGAUUGGAACUUGCACGGAACUUCCAGUUUCCUAUUUUGAGAGAGCCACCCCAAUCUUUUCUUGCAACCAUGGAUGAAUAUAUCAGAGAGGCACCUAAGAUGGUAAAUAUGCCAGCACAACAGCUGGAAUUUCCCGAGAGGCUUUUACUUACAUACAAACCUGAGGAAAAUUCUAUUUCUGAUGAUGAUAAAUCAACUGUUGAAGAGCCUCAACCAGUGGCGUCAGAUGAUUUAUCUUCCAGUGCUGAAGCUGCUCCUGCUGUUGCUUCUGUUCCUCCUCCUGCUAUGAAUAUAGACUCCGGAGAUUUGCUGGGAUUGAAUGAUGCAACACCUGUUGCAUCAGCCAUUGAGGAAAGCAACGCGUUGGCUUUGGCCAUAGUGCCGUCAGAAGAUUCUGCUUCAACUUCAAAUUAUGGCACUGCUUCAGCUAAAGAAUUUGAUCCCAAUGGUUGGGAACUUGCUUUGGUCACAACUCCGAGUAAUGACAUUUCUUCUCACACUGAGAGGCAACUGGCUGGUGGAUUGGAUUCACUCAUACUGAAUAGUUUGUACGAUGAAGCGGCCUAUAGAGCUAACCAGCAGCCAGUUUAUGGAGCACCAGCCCACAAUCCAUUUGAAGUACAAGAUCCAUUUGGAAUGUCCAAUAACUUUGCUCCUUCUGCUGCAGUUCAGAUGAAUUCUAUGACUCAGCAACCACCAGCCAAUCCUUUUGGUGCUUAUCAGGCUCCUUUUCAUGCCCAGUCACAGCCACCUGUGGGGGUUGGGGCACCAAAUCCUUUUACUGACAUGGGUUUUGGACCAUAUUCUGUUACUCCUGCUAACCAUCCACAACAUGCUGCUAAUCCUUUUGGGAAUACAGGACUUCUGUGACGUUUGCAAUGCAAUUUGGUUUGGCUGCAUUCGGUUUUGGUAAGCCUGAGGCCACAAAAGCGAUGUUAAUAUGUCUUAGAUUUUAGGUAUGCGGUGUCAAUGUAAUGAAGGCUCCUACACUGGAUGUUCCUAUAGUGUUUGUAAACUACUAUGAAAAAGCAUUCAUUAAUCUAGUUACUAUGAAUAAUAUUUUAUAUUCUUUCCUAUUUGAAAGGAAGUUAUGAGGAUUGUAUAUUUGAUUAGA